AUGUUCCUUUCCUCUGUUCUAAUCACUACUACAACACUGUACAGCUUGUGCCAGAGUCAACCAUUGACCACUGCCGAUGUCAAAGGAAAGGCCGUUUUCACCCUGGGACAAAUACUCAACUCCAACACAACCACCAAGCCUCCUGCACAAAGACUUCUGCAGGUGUACCAAAAGUAUGCGAAAGCAGGAGCAUCCGCUCCGAGCCCCGUCCGGAAAGCAGCAGCAUCAGCAACAGUGGCAGCCUCGGUCGCGGCAUCACCAGAACUUAGUGAUGUUUCCUAUCUCUGCCCAGUCACUGUAGGAGGCAAGACCUUAAACCUCAACUUCGACACCGGCAGUGCAGAUCUCUGGGUUUAUUCAAAUCUGCAACCAUCAUCACAGCGAUCUGGUCAUGCUUACUACAACUCCAACAACGCAAACCUGAUGGCUGGCUACAGCUGGGACAUCACAUAUGGGGAUGGCUCAGGUGCGAGCGGCAAAGUCUUCGCUGACAAGGUCGUUGUCGGAAGCGCUACCGCAACCUCCCAGGCUGUCGAAGCAGCAACAUCUGUCUCGUCUGACAUGAUUUCGGACAUUGAGAGUGACGGCAUCCUUGGACUGGCGUUCAGCUCUGUCAACACAGUUUCGCCCAACCAACAAAAGAACUUCUUCGACACCGUCAAACCACAGCUCGCUACGCCUGUCUUCACUGCAGAUCUGAAGAAAGGAGCUCCAGGCAGUUACGACUUUGGCUACAUUGACUCCGCCAAAUAUACUGGGAGCAUUACAUAUGUCAAUCUCAGCACCACUGGCGGCUUCUGGCAGUUUUCCGCAGGCGGAUAUGCCAUUGGCAGUGGUUCCAAAGUCAGCAAGACUUACAGCUGCGUAGCCGACACAGGCACCAGCCUCUUGCUGCUACCCUCUGAUGUUGUCAACGCAUACUACAAGCAAGUCAAGGGUGCUGUUUACAGCAACUACCAGGGUGGCUGGGUCUUUUCUUGCAAUACAAAGCUGCCAACUUUCACUGCAAUCAUCGGUAGCAAGCCGUUCAUUGUACCAGGUACAUACAUGAACUAUGCAAACCUUGGAAAUAACAUGUGUUUUGGAGGUAUGCAAGCUGAUACAGGCAUUGGGUUCAGCAUUCUGGGGGAUGUGUUCUUGAAGAGCCAGUUUGUUGUGUUCUCGCAGGCGGCUGCAAAACCACAGAUCGGUUUCGCUGCGAAGAAGCUCUAA
This is a messenger RNA of Aureobasidium namibiae CBS 147.97, 1212 nucleotides long. RefSeq names its product aspergillopepsin I. Lineage: Eukaryota; Fungi; Ascomycota; Dothideomycetes; Dothideales; Saccotheciaceae. Bases 1 to 1212 code for a protein of 403 amino acids. Gene Ontology annotation, molecular function: aspartic-type endopeptidase activity. The record is from RefSeq and is a predicted model, not a curated record. Gene Ontology annotation, biological process: proteolysis. The transcript has a single exon.